UUUCAAAAUGAUGGUCAUAUUAUAUUCUUUCUAUUCAAAAUGCGUCAUUAACAAUAACUCGGCCAUAACACUUUUUUAUAUAAUUAAAAGAACACUUAAAAAAAAGAAAAGAAAGAAACAAGUAACACUUAACACGUGCACUUUAAUAAAUGAACUUCAAAGAGACAAAUCGUAUAUAUUUCAACUUGUCGCUUUAAGAGACACCAUCACACACCACAGAGAAAGUGAGAGACAUAAAUGACCAUGAGUCACACGUGUGUCAAAAGAAGUGAGCAUGCCCAUUCGUGAGAUAUGUCAGUAGUCCAUUAAAAAAAAGACAUAAAAAUUCAAUUAAACCGCAUAAAUCGUUUUUCAAACUUAAACUUAAGGGAUGCCCCAGUAAGUGAAAAAUAAAAAUACAAUAAAAGGACACAAAAAUGAAAAUAAUAUACGCAUCAGAGUUAAAAGAGAACAAAUGAGUAUGCUAUACUCUCUUAAAUAACAAAUAGCUACAUUUUUUUGCCUCAGUUUAUAAGUCAUAAAAAAGUUGCGAAAGCUUUUAUUGCUCAAUUUGGAGGCAACGAUUUCCCGAAAAAAAAAAAACCGAAAAUACAACAAUGGUUUUUUGAUAGUAAACGCUAAUAACUUGGUGAGUUAAGUAACAGAAUGUUUAAAAAAAAAACAGCUAAAUUAGUUAAGAGAAUAAAGUGAAAAAAAAAAUACAAAAUAUAAGCGAAUAAAAAAACUAAAUAGAAAAUUUAAGACAUUUUUUUAUCUGCAAGGACGAAUAAAAAGGAACACAAAAAAGAGAAUAAGCAAAGGCAAAGAGAGAGAGGGUCUGAAAUAUUUAGUUCACCAAGAUGAAUAAUUAAGAGCGCUACAUACUGAAAACCAACUUAAAAGGGGUUGAACUCUGAACUGCAUUGAAUUCACAAAACCCCCACCGUUAAAGGAAGCAAGCAAAAAAUGAAAAAAAAAAAACGAAAGCAAAAAAAAAAAAACAUUUAGAUUCAGAAAUUGGGUUAGAAGAGUAUCUCUACUUCUACCGCACUGUACAGAUACAGAGUGGCUGUAUGUUGCCCGCCGAAACCAACCUAGAUACAACAGUAGUGAUGCACCUACCUCAAUUUCGCCUUAUUUUUCUUUGAUGUCCUUUCUGCAAACCUCUUCUUUCGUCGUCCUUCUCUUCAUCAUUGUGUUUGUGUGUGUGUGUGUGUGUGUGUAUUGUACGUGUAUGUAAAUGUGUGUGUUUGUGACGAUAUUUUGUUUUAUUUUUCUUUCUUUUUUUACCCAUCACUUUUGCUGCUGAUGCUGCUGCUGUUCUGCUUGCAGCUUCUGCUUCAAAUUCUGCUAUAUUGCUACUGGAUGACGAUGAUGAUGAUGAUGAUAUUGUUGAUGAUGAUGGUGGUUGGAUUGUUGGAUGGUCCUGCUGCUACUUCUGCUGCUGCUUCUUCUUCUUAUUUUUUGGUUCUUUGCGUAGUGCGGUGUUAUUUGGUUAUAUCCUUUUGGGAGGUUGGUGCUGGCUGUGUAUAGUGUUAUGGUGGUCAUAUUGGUGUUCUUCUUCUUGUUAUAGUAUAGUUGUUGUUGUUGCUAAACUUUUUAUUUCGGAAAUUUAAAUAAACGUUUUCUCUCCUCUGUAAUGAAGCUCAGAAGAAAUCGAGAGCACAUCAAGGUAUGUUACUACCACCGACCAUCCUGAACGGUUCGUUUGCAAUAAAAAAAAAAACUCAAAAACUAAUAAAAAAAAAAUUAAAACCGAAUUAAAUGUAAAACUAUAAACUAAAAGUACAGUCCAUAACCGGAAACGGAAGAAACAAACGAAAAGAAAAAAAAAAGGAUGACAUCAAAACAUUUGCCAAAGAGCGGUUUAUUGAACGAGUGAUUUAUUUUUCUGUUGUUGUUGUUUUUGUUAUUGCUGUGCUAUACAUAUAUAAUAAUUCAACUUACUGACACACAUAAUGUAAGCGCAUUACCAAAAAAAAAAAUAAAGUUAUUAUUAUAAUAACGCACUCUAUGUACUGAAUGUUGUGUGCUGCCGCCGUCUUCACCGUCGCCGCCGCCGUGGUAUAGAACGUUAAAAAACAUGUGGAGUUAGAAAUAGAAACUAAGAGAAUCAAAAACAGUAUAGGGCAACCAUUAGUAGUGGCAGCAGCAGCUUUUCGGUUGUGAUGGUUGGUGUUAUUGCGUUUUGACAGUACUUAUUUAGUAACCGAAUAAACGUGUCCUUUUCUCUUUCUCUCUCUCGCAGUUAUAAAGCAAUAAAUAAAUUUUUAACUAAAAAAAAUAUAUAACUAACGCAAUAUAAUAGAACUUAUUUUAAUCAAACAAAAGAAUACAAACAAAUUACCUACCAAUAUAAAUAAACAUUGGUAAUAUCUAACUCGGAGAAAAAAAGUACAAAAGAAAGAAAAAAAAAAAAAAACACAAGAAAAUUAAAGUGACAAGUGCUGAUUGGGGGUUGAAAGGCGUACAGAAAGGCAAAACAACUGCAAUUGUGGUCUUUUUUAUCCCUUAAGUGAAACAAAACACACAAUUUUUUUUUUUUAUUUUUUAAUUCUGUGAUGUGAAUUGAAUACAAUCACACACACAUUUUUAACACGAACAACAAACACUCAUACCUACACAUACUCUAAACAUACACACACGCACAGUGUGAGGUAUAUUUUCCCGAGACUGCGAGGCGAGUGGUUGUUGUCACAGCAAUUCAUUGUUUUUAUAAUACAAAUUUUCAAAGCCCAUACCAAGCAGCAGCAAGGAUAAAUUUCCCUAUGUCAAAUGGUACUCACGUAUAGUAUAGUUUGUUAAGGACACACACCAGUGAAAGUGGUGACAGUUGUUGUGGUUGAAAUAAAUCAAAAUAAUUCACUGAAAAAUUGUGUUUUUUUUUUUUUUUUUCAAAAAUCAAUGCGGAUACGAAGGCUCUAAAUAUAUAAGAAACUGUGCUAACAAAGAUUGUCGGAUUUUUUAACAUUUUUUUUUUUUUUAGCUUUUUGCAUUUUUUUUUCUGAGUGUUAGCAUAUCCUUUUUAUUGUUUUAUGCUGCUGCUGGAGUAUUCUUAGGUUGUUUUCUGGUGCUUUUUUAUGUGUCAGCCACGUAUUUCUUUGUUGUUGUUGUUUUUUUUGUCUUAAUUUACAGUGUUAAAGUCGGUUUUUUUUUGUUCGUUUCUACGCUUUCAUUACAAAGAAUGAAAAAAAAAAUAAAUUCUUCUACUAGUCAGUGUGUUGUGGAAUGAGUACAGCACGUCUCCACCAACACCAUACCACCCCCGCCGGUGCUUUCCUGCUGCUGAAGAAGUUCUACCUGUACACCAUCACCAGUGGAUAAUCCAUAUCUCACAUGUACAAUGCCUUAGACAGCACGUUGUCGACGUCGUCGUUCAUAGUCGUAUUCGUCGUCGUCGGUCGGUCUGUUUUUUUUUUUCGUCCAUUUUUGUUUUUUUUAUUUUUUCAGUUCGGCUGGUGGUAUAGAGUAUGUUAUCAAAUUUCUGAGAGUGUGUACUCGUGCGAUUUAAUAAUAAAUGAUGAAAAAUAGCCCAACACAAAUCAAGCAUAGUGUUUUUGUUGUUCUUGUUGUUGUUGUUGUUGGUGUUUUUGUUAUCCUUAGUUGCAUAUAAAUCGAUAAAAAGGCUCCUUUAGUUUACGUUAUUUUUUUUUUUUAUAUUCCUUUCACUGUCGUUGUACACUUUUCAUCAGGUUAUUUGUGGGACUUUUUUUUCGUAUCACGGAAGCAAUUGAAAGUCUGUUCUUUUAUUUUUUUACUCAUACUUUUGUGACAGUUUUAUUUUUUUUCUUUCAAUUUUUUUUUUUUUUGCUGUUGCUGUUGUUGUUCGUUUUUUGUUUCUUUGGGGAUGACACAUAAAAGAAAUCCAGAGUACCAAUCCAUGCAAAAAUAGGCAACACUAAACAAAGUGUCCUUUUUUUGCAGGAGACAUCAACAUUCGAAAUGACCAAAGCGGAAACGGAAGUUGUUUGUCAGUGAACCAUAAAAAAAACAUAGAAACAUACAUUUAUGUAUAUAUAAAAAAAAUCAUGUUUCAUUUUGAUUUCUUUAAAGUGACGUGUUAUGAAAGUUAUUGUAGAUGAAAGAAAAAAAAAAUAAUAUAAAGGAUAAAUUAUGAGCCUUUAACAAAAGCAAUACCUACAAGAAAAAUAAAUUAAUAGUACGAGUAUGUGUGUGUGAAAAAUUGUUAAGAAAUUGUCAUUUAAUUGGCAUUGAUUGUAAAUAAUGGCUGCGGUAGCCGGUUUGUAUGGCCUUGGUGAGGAUCGUCACCAACGCAAGAAAACACAGCAGCAACACCAACAUCAAGCUGAACAACGUGAGCAAAAGGAGGAAUUUCGUAAAUAUCAAGAGAAGCAAAAGGACCGGCCUUCAUUUGAUGGCUAUGGGUCUUUACCCAAAUUGAGCAGUCAAGACGAAGAAGGGGGGGCUGGUCAUGGAUUCAGCGCAGGACCUCAGCACUUUGAACCCAUUCCUCAUGACCACGAUUUUUGUGAAAGAGUCGUAAUAAAUGUAAGCGGGUUGAGGUUUGAAACACAACUACGAACGUUGAAUCAAUUCCCUGAUACGCUGUUAGGGGAUCCAGCUCGGAGAUUACGGUACUUUGACCCGCUAAGAAAUGAAUAUUUUUUUGACCGUAGUCGGCCGAGCUUCGAUGCAAUUUUAUACUACUAUCAAAGCGGUGGUCGGCUGCGAAGGCCGGUCAAUGUCCCUUUAGAUGUAUUUAGUGAAGAAAUUAAAUUUUAUGAAUUAGGUGAUCAAGCAAUUAAUAAAUUCAGAGAGGAUGAAGGCUUUAUUAAGGAGGAAGAAAGACCCCUGCCGGAUAAUGAGAAUCAAAGAAAAGUCUGGUUACUAUUCGAGUAUCCAGAGAGUUCGCAAGCCGCCAGAGUUGUAGCCAUAAUUAGUGUAUUUGUUAUACUGCUAUCAAUUGUUAUAUUUUGUCUAGAAACAUUACCCGAAUUUAAGCAUUAUAAGGUGUUCAAUACAACAACAAACGGAACAAAAAUCGAGGAAGACGAGGUGCCUGACAUAACAGAUCCUUUCUUCCUUAUAGAAACAAUAUGUAUUGUAUGGUUUACCUUUGAACUUAGCGUCAGGUUCUUCGCAUGUCCGAAUAAGUUAAAUUUCUGCAGGGAUGUGAUGAAUGUUAUCGAUAUAAUCGCAAUCAUUCCUUACUUUAUUACAUUAGCGACUGUUAUUGCCGAGGAGGAAGACACGUUAAAUCUCCCGAAAGCACCUGUUAGUCCACAGGACAAGUCAACGAAUCAGGCUAUGUCCUUGGCUAUAUUACGAGUGAUACGAUUAGUUCGAGUAUUUCGAAUAUUUAAAUUGUCAAGGCAUUCGAAAGGCUUGCAAAUUUUAGGACGAACACUUAAAGCCUCAAUGCGAGAACUAGGUUUACUUAUAUUUUUCUUAUUCAUAGGCGUCGUUUUAUUCUCAUCUGCCGUAUAUUUUGCCGAGGCUGGCGCCGAAAUGUCCUUCUUCAAAUCAAUACCAGAUGCAUUUUGGUGGGCUGUGGUCACAAUGACCACAGUUGGAUACGGUGACAUGAGACCGGUCGGCGUUUGGGGAAAAAUUGUGGGAUCACUAUGUGCCAUUGCUGGUGUAUUGACAAUCGCACUUCCAGUACCAGUCAUCGUCAGUAACUUCAAUUACUUCUAUCAUAGAGAAACGGAUCAGGAGGAGAUGCAGAGCCAAAACUUCAACCAUGUUACUAGUUGUCCAUACUUACCUGGUACAUUAGGUCAACAUUUAAAAAAAUCAUCACUGUCUGAAUCCUCAUCGGAUAUGAUGGAUUUAGACGAUGGUGUAGAUUCAACGCCGGGACUGACUGAACAUCCUGGACGUCAAGCUCCAUUUUUAGGAGCACAACAGUCGAUCGAUAAGCAACAACAAAUCAACCAACAGAAUGGUUUUAAACAGCCUCUUGGGAGUAAUAACUUAACGUUACGGCAUAAUAGUGCAUUAGCAGUUAGUAUCGAAACCGACGUUUGACUACUGG
This is a messenger RNA of Episyrphus balteatus (marmalade hoverfly), 5977 nucleotides long. It is a transcript of the gene shaker, whose product is annotated as potassium voltage-gated channel protein Shaker. Lineage: Eukaryota; Metazoa; Arthropoda; Insecta; Diptera; Syrphidae. Gene Ontology annotation, biological process: potassium ion transmembrane transport; protein homooligomerization. The transcript is spliced from 12 exons. Gene Ontology annotation, molecular function: protein binding; delayed rectifier potassium channel activity. The record is from RefSeq and is a predicted model, not a curated record. Gene Ontology annotation, cellular component: membrane; voltage-gated potassium channel complex. Bases 4204 to 5970 code for a protein of 588 amino acids.